UUACUACUCGCGUUUGAGGUUUGAGCAAAAAUAAUGACGAGGUCCAUUACCGUUCACCGAAAUUGUAUUCUACGGCGUUGAGUUUCGUAUGUUACAGAUUUAUUUAGUGCAUUAGGCGGUGAUCAGAAUUAUUCGUGAAAAUGUAUAGAAACAAGAAGGACGUCGAUAAACACGUGGAAAGUUUGAUGUUCAAAUUGUCACCUAAAGACUUUACAACUAGAGCAUAUUCCGUAGCGCGGUUGUAUUAUGAAGUUGGAGAUUAUGGAAGUUGCCAGAAAUAUGUCGAACAGUAUCUUACACAAAAAUCGAACAAUGCAGCCGCUCACAAACUUCUUGGACAGGCAUUCCAAAAGUUAGGAGAGAAGGAAAAUGCUCUUGAACAAUACAAGACUUCUUUUGAUAUAGAUCCUACCCAAACAUGUACAAUAUUGGAUGUUUGUGAAUUGUUGGCUGAUGAAGACGUAGUCAUUGAUAUAGGACGUGCAAAAUUUUGGUGUGAAAAGGCUGAGUCCACCUUUCCCAAGCAUCCAGUGACAUUCCGUUUACGAGAAAAGCUUCUUGCUGUUGCUGACCCAGAUCCAGAAGCUGUAGUCAAGUUAUUAAAGAGUGAAUUAGAAGUUAGACCAAAAGAUGCCGUGCUUCACGCGCGCUUGUUAAAGCAUUAUGUUCACCAUAAUAAAUAUAAGGAAGCAUUUGAUCACAGCUGCAGUAUUGAGUUAGACAAGAAAUUAUUUUCCAAUAACUUUGCCUGGUAUGAAACUCUUUCUGAAAUUUUGAAAUACAAUCCAUUGAAAACAAACGACUGGUUAUAUCAGUUGCUCUUAUUAACAGUUAAAGAAAGAAUUUGUAAUUUGAGCUUAACAGAAAUACCAAGUGCCUCAACAAAAAGUUUGAUGGAAUGUAAUGAACACCUUUAUACUUAUGACCAAGCCAUAGAAACCAUUGUCAAAUCUGGGCCCUCACCUGGAUUUGGUGAAUUUCAUACAAGUCUUUUAAAACAUCAUCAGGGGCAAUUAGUUUUUCAUGUAGCAACUUAUUUGCUUAAAAAAGCUAAGAAAGAGCAAAUAAAUUGGAGAGAUGCUAAAAAGUUUUCAGCUCCAUUAAUGCUGUUAGCAUGGCAGACAAUCCCUAUAGAUUCAAAAGUUAAUUGGUUAACACAUGCACCUGAAAGACAGCAGAAUGCUGUUCACCGCUGGUACCUAGAAGGUUCAUACAGAUGCUCACAGUCUGGACAUUAUCUGCAAUCUAUUGCUCAGGACAAAAGUCAAAUUCUUUUAGAUCAGAUAUCUCAACUUUGUUCAGGUUCAAAUUGGAAAGAUAAACUUUAUGAAAAAAUAUUUGCUCUUCCUGAACAACUAGCAAAAAUUAAAUCAUCUUAUUUAACUUCAAACGUGUUAAACAUCCCAGCACUAAGGUUACCAAGAAAAGUAGAAAUUCAAGCCUAUGAUGAUGAUGCACAACGAGAAUAUCCUAAUUCACUUCAUCAUUUUGUAUGGCUUUUACUUAAUUACAAAAACUAUGCUGAUUUUAAAUGCACUCUUUUUGAUAUGUUAACUUCAACAAUGACCAGCUCAGGCCCCGAAUCAUUAAAUAAAAUGGAUGUUCUAGCUUUUCUAUUUAGUUCAGCAUUAACAGCUCAAAAAAAAAGAAAUAAAAUGAAUUAUAUGGCAAUAGACAAACCAACACUUCCAGCAAAUAUUACUGACUUAUUAUGUACCCUUCCUCAAAUGAAAUGGUGGGACUGUGCAUAUAAGUUAAGUCAAAAUGAAUUAGGUAUGGAGUUCACAGAUAUACGUUCUACUUUAAGCGGUGGCAUUGAAGUUGUCCGUUGUGUCGAUAAUCCUGGCUUAGACCCUGAACUAUUGGCGAUUUUGGGUCGUAUAUUCAGCGAGUUGGCUAAAAGUACAUCCAAUAUAGAAGAAACAAUUAAUUUGAAACAGAGGUCUUAUCUUUAUUAUUCAUCAGCUAUACCCCUCCUUGAGAAGUUAAAAAACAAAUUGAUUGUAAAAUUACCAGAAAAAAGAAUGUUUGAUUAUACACAUGAAGAUCUUGAUUCAAAGGAAAUUAAUAACCUUUUAGAAGAGAGUAAAAUUUAUGUAGCUCUUCAUCACUUAAACGAAGCUGAAUAUGAGAAAGUCAUCAGCUUGCUAUCUAAUUUGAAAUCUCCUAAAGCCUAUUAUCAUCUAAGUGAUACGUACAAAAAAAUUGCACUUGAAGAAAAUAAGAUGGCUAAAAGUAUUGAUACUGAAAAAAAGUAUAUAGCGUUACUGAGUAAAGCAAAAACUUUUGCAUUUAAAGCACUGGAUAAAGUAAAGGAAGGGGAAAUUUAUAACAAUAAAACAUUGUAUUCUGACAUACAAGAACUUAUUGAAGAAAUAGAAUCACAUCUUAAUAGGAUUGACCCUGAUAUCUCUGUUGCUAUAAAUGAUGAUAUGUCAGAUGAAAAUAUUUCUAUAAGUGAAAUUGGAUCCACACGUUUCAAAACAAAUACAUUUCGAAAUACGAGCUCUACACCUAAGCAAAUUACAAAACAUUAUUUUAAUGUAAAUUCCACUGCAUAUCGUACUGCACAAGAGUCUCAAAUCUUCGAAAACACUCAAACUGAUCAAGUUUUCUUGGAAAGAAUAGAAAAACAAAUAAAGAACUUACAGAAGCGAGACACAUCGAUUAAUGAUUUCAUGGAACAAACAAGAGACUGGUUUGACGAAAAUAGAAAAUUAGGAAGUCAAAUUAUAAGUACUAUAAAUUCAAACAUUGAAAAUACAACUGAGCAAUUUAAGCUUCUAAAAGUAUCAGUAGACCAAGUUAAAGAACAAAUUGACGAGUGUAGAAAAGAAUGCAAAGAUGUUGUUGAAUUGAAAAAACAAAUUGCAGAUUUAAAGAAGGAAGUAAAUAAAUUAAAAAAGACUUCAUCAGAGCAAACAAUAGACGAAAGUGAUUUAUAUAAUUUGGAUGAGGAUUACAGAUCUAAUGAAAACACGUCUAACUUUGGUGCACACCUUCCAUUUACAACACCUCAAGUAAUACCACCAUAUGCACAACGUCUCAUUCCACCUUUUUCUGUACCACCCAAUCCUUACCAAUUAUAUGGACAGAACUUGUAUAAUCUAUACAAUCAAUAUUCUCAAUUUACUCAAUCAUCAGUACCUGGUGCACCGCCGAUUUUCGAUCCUGCUCGAGCUCAAAUGAAUUAUCCAGGGGUGUACCCAACACCAGACCAAAUGUACCUUGAUGCAGCACAUCUUGUUCCUACAACUUUACCAUCUGGUCCCACAGCUGCCCCUGUUCCUGCGGUACACAACAUGCACAAUGCCCCUACAGUACCACCAGUUUCAAUGGCUGCUCCACCCGUCGCCCCUAAAUAUAAAAUUGUACUUGACACUAAAGAAUCUUCCAAAUCAUUACCAGUGAAUGUUGUAAUUACAUCUUCUGAUCCUGUGCCUACAAGUACUGUUACUCCUGCGCCAGUUUUAAGUGUUACAAUACCUCAGAAACAUAUAAAGAAUAGUCCUCAUAAUUAUCAAAUUCAGAUGCCCACAUCAAACGAUGCGAAAGUGGUUGCACCUCCAGUUUUCCAUUUUCCUACAUCUGAUGCUAAAACAACUGUGACAACAUCAUCAAAUGCAUCGAAUUGGAGCACGAAAUCAAUAUUUGCGACAUCUCAAUCAGGAACUACGUUACCUAUUUUUAAUUCUACUGACACUUUUAAGGAUCUUAAUAAUUCCAAAAAUGUUGUUGAUGGUGUUUUUUCGGGAUUGUCUCCAAAUACAAGUCUUAAUAAGUCUAGAACCCUUUCCGAGAAGAGUAAUACAUCUAUUGAGAAUUAUGACCCAUGUCCAGACUUUAAACCUAUAAUACCUUUACCAGCUGAAGUAAAGGUGACUACUGGCGAAGAAAAUGAAACAGCUAUUUUCAGUUCUAGAGCGAAAUUGUUUCGUUUUACUGAUAAGCAGUGGAAAGAGAGAGGUAUUGGUGAAAUGAAAUUGCUAAAACAUAACGUAACGGGAAAAGUAAGGGUUCUUAUGAGACGUGAACAAGUUCAUAAAAUUUGUGCAAAUCACAUUAUAUUACCAGAAAUGGAAAUAAAACCAAUGAAAAAUGAAGCUAAAGCCUAUUUCUGGGUGGCUAAUGACUUUGCAGAAGAAACAGUAAUACUAGAAAAAUUCUGUAUAAGAUUUAAAACUGCUGACAUAGCUAAAGACUUCUUCGAAGCGUUUGAAAGUGCGAGAAAAGACAGCGCUAACCAAAGUUCCAAUUCCAUUGAUUCUAAGGAAAAUAUAAGCAAAAAUGAAAAAAGUGUCAUUAUUAAAACAAGUACUGCUCCUUCAAGAGACGAUUCAAUGAAUGUUCAAACUGAAAAAACAGUUGUAGGAGGUUUCACUUUUAACAGCAAACCUUCUUUCAAGUCUAUAGAAAAUGUUAUAACCGAUACAAAAACUGCAGAUAAUACAGCAAAAGUUAACGUUUUUAGUGGUUUAACAUUCAAAACAGCAACUUCAACACCAUUCCAAAAUAUAUUGAAUAUCCCAAAAAAUUUAAGUGACAAUUCCAUGCAAACUACAAACAAAAAUAUUACCAAUGUCAGUCAAUUAAAUACUUCUGAUUCGGUUGAGGAAUUCGAGCCAACCACUGAAUUUAAACCGGUUAUACCUUUACCUGCUUUAGUUGAUCAAAAAACUGGUGAAGAAAAUGAAAAAGUGUUAUUUGAACACAGAGCUAAGCUAUUACGAUUUGACGCUACUGGCAAAGAAUGGAAAGAAAGAGGACUAGGUAAUAUUAAAUUAUUAAUGAAUAAUGAUAACAAUCAAAAACUAAGGUUAUUAAUGAGGAGAGAACAAAUCAUGAAAGUUUGCUGUAAUCAUGCUGUCACAAAAGAAAUGUCAUUUCAAAAAAUGCCUAACAUGGAUAAAGCAGUUACAUGGUGUGCAAAAGAUUUUUCAGAGGGUGAGUUGGUUGCAGAAACAUUUUGUCUACGUUUUAAAACAGUACAAGCUUGCAAUGAUUUCAUAGAUGCUGUUAAAGCAGCCCAGCUAAAAAUCGGAGAUGAUGCGAAAGCCGAAAAAGAAGAACAGAAUGUUUCUAAGCAAACUAGUGGUGGGUUCGGUGAUAAAUUUAAACCGCAACCAGGUUCUUGGACCUGUGAAGCAUGUUAUACCAAUAAUUUACAAACAUUUACCAAAUGUCCUUGUUGUGAAACGCCAAAUCCGCAGGUUCCGAAAGUUAUUGCCAAUAAUACUAUUAGCAGUACUUCAGAUUGGGGCGCUAAAUUUAAACCUAAGCCAGGUUCUUGGGAAUGUAAAGAAUGUUUAAUUCGAAAUGAAGCUAAUCUCGAAUAUUGUAAUGCCUGUAAUAGUCCCAAAGAUCCAAACGUUAAAAAAGACGUUAAAUCUGUUUCUGAGAAUUUGCCCAAGUUUAAUUUUGGUAUACCUUCUGUUAACAGUAGCAAUACUCAAGAGAAUUUAAAUCCAUCUGAGCCAAAGUUUACGUUUGGCAUACCACAAAACUAUGGUGUGACUAAGACAGUUACUUCUUCAGAAAUUAAUACAAAUGCUUCACAAAAAUUUAGCUUUGGAAUAGCUCAAAAUAAUGCAGUUACUCCUGGGAUUUUACCUGCUUCUGUAUUUAGCACGCAGAAUGUUGCUAAACCUGAAAAUGAAAGCUCAGUUAAACCUAUUAACUUUAGUGUGAAAAGUACAGAAGAAGACAAUAUUGUAACAACACCUAUAAAGCCAGCCUUGCUCCCAACACCAAAAACAACUGUUGCUUCUUUUGGGAAUAAGGAUAGUGGAACAUUUCAAUUUUCUUUUAAACCUAAAACUCAAGCUAAGGGAAAAAGCCCAAGUAAAUCGCCAAAAGACAAACAUGGAGACGACAGUGAUGAUAAUGAUUAUGCUUCGGAGGAUGAAGGGCAUCAUAUACAUUUUAGUCCAGUCAUUCCUAUGCCUGAUAAGAUUGAGGUUGUCACUGGAGAAGAAAACGAAGAAGAACUUUAUGGACACAGAGCCAAAUUAUUUAUAUUUACGACAGGAGAAUGGAAGGAACGUGGGAUUGGUAUUGUUAAAAUAUUGAAACAUAAGGAAACUGGAAAGUUGAGAGUGGUUAUGCGAAGAGAACAAGUACAUAAAAUAUGUUUAAAUUAUGCAGUGGGCCUUGAUAAUAUGUACAAACCUAAAGAUGAAAAAACUUGGUGUUUCGUUGCCAAUGAUUUUAGCGAAGGUGAAAUAAUGCUUCAGAAAUUCUGUCUAAGGUUCCAAAAUAAAGACUUAGCUUUGCAGUUUAAAGAUGUAAUAGAUAAAGAAUUAAAAGAAAAAUUUGGUACAAUUGAAGGUGAAAACAAAAAUGAUAGUAAAAAAGACACUGAUGUUGAUGAUGUUGUAUUCAUAAAUGAAAUACAAGCUACAAAAGAAGAAAAACAAAAAGCAAAAGAAUUAAUGUUGCCUGAAAAUUUCUAUACCUAUAAAAAUAAAGAACCAUGUCAAGGUUGUCGGGGAUGUGACGAAGAUGAUAUCAAACCUGAGUCAGAAAAAAAUACAUUUAAAUAUCAUAGCAAGGCAUUGCCUAAGCAAGGUUUAACCAUUACACCACUCAAAACAUCUGCUUUCAAUUUCUCAAGUCCAAGCAAUUCUAUCUAUGGUACGCCAAAUAAUUUAGAUAAAACCGUUGAUACUACAAUUUUCCGCACUCCAUUAAGCACCAACGGAUCUAAUACUACAUGUUCAUCACCAACUACAAGUAUCUCGAAUGUAUUUGGAAAUGAUACCAUAGAUAAAGAAAAUACCUUAACAGAAAAGUCACUUAAUCCUAUUAAACCAGUUGCUUUUGUCAGUGGAAAUCAAGCACAAAGUAUGUCGUCAGUCUUGGCUGCUCCAAAGCUUAUAUCAGUAAUCCCACCAGCAGAUAAAGGGACGGCAACACCAAAGUCUGUGUUUGGAUUCCCUGAAACAAAAUCUAUUUUUGGUGAAAAUAAACUUGGUGUAUCUUCAACACAAUCAAUAUUUGGAUUUAAUGCUCCAAAUAAUAAAGAGGAAAUGCAGUCAGCAGAUAAUAAAUCAAUAUUUGCAGUAGAUUUAAAAACAGGGCCUCCUGUAUCUCAAGGAAAUAAAUUUGGAUUUGCGCCUUCCAAACCAAAUCAAACCUCAUCUGGAAUAUUUGGUUCUACUGGAACAUUUACAUUCGGUAAUGUAACCCAACCUAGUCAGGACACUGCAAAGUCUAUCUUCGGUAAAGCAGCCGCAGAAAAUCCUUCUAUAUUUAGUGACAAAACUGAUAUAUCAUCUAAUAAAAAUGUGGAGUUAAAAUCAAACAUUGAUACUACUGGAAAAUUUACUUUUGGUAAAAAUGUAAUUCUUCAAAAUCAGAACAGCAGCAAACCUACUAUUACUUCACUAUCAAUGGAUAAACCCGUAUUGCCUAUUGAAAAUGUACAGAGUGUCAUCAAGGACUCUAAUAUAGAAAAAAAAGAUGUAAAAUCCAUUUUUGAGGCUCAAGAUACAAGAAAAGAAAAAACUCCAUUUAAGGUUGAUAAUUCAUUAACAUUUGCAGCUUUAUCAUCAAGUGAGCCUGGAUUUGGUAUUCAAAAAAAGACUGAUUUUCAAUGGGAAGGUGCAGGCCAACAACUCUUUGUAAGCAAGUCUAGUGAAGGUGAUGAUAAAGAGACAUUAGGUGGUAAUGGCGAUGCUAAUAACUCCGGCGCUGGGGCUGGCACUGAAGAGGAAUAUGACCCCCACUAUGAACCAAUUGUACCUCUUCCUGAUAAAAUUGUUGUUACAACAGGGGAAGAAGAUGAGAACAAAUUAUUUGGUGAACGUUGCAAAUUGUACCGUUAUGAUGAGAAAUCUCGUGAAUGGAAAGAACGCGGUGUCGGUGAAAUGAAAGUCUUAUACCACCCAGAGAAAAAUAGUUACCGGUUGUUACUUCGGAGAGAACAGGUUCACAAAGCAGUGUUGAAUAUGCUGAUAUUUAAAGAUUUAGAACUAUUACCAAUGAAAAACUCUGAUCGAGCUUGGACGUGGUGUGGUCGUAACUACGCAGAGAGUGCGGGCGAACAGGAAACACUAGCCGUCAGAUUCAAAUCAGUAAUCCUAGCGACUAAUUUCCAAGAAAAGGUCAUGGAAUGUGUCAGGAAACUACAAGUAGCUGCUGCGGAGGCUAUUAGAAAAGAAAAUGAGGCCAAAGAAAAACCAUUCGAAGGUAUAGCCCCAUUACGUUUACCGAAACAUUUAGAGAGCGAUGCGCGGUCGGACAUCUUCCUUAAAACUUCACAAGCACAAUCCGGAAGUAAACCAGAAACGGAAAAUUCUCAAGAUGCUAACAAUAAAAUUAGUGAUGUAAAUAAAUUUGAAGGCAGUGAAAUACCAAAGUCAUCUGAAGUCGAAGUAUCAAAACAAGUUCAUUUUGAGAAACAGCAAGAAGAACAAGAGAAGUACGACGAAGAUUAUGAACAUGGCUAUGACCACAAUGAAGACUCUGAUGGUUAUUACAAUGAGGAGGAGGAAUCAUCCCUUUACUACCCGUGCAAGGCUGUUGUGAAGCAGGACGACAUGCAGACGACAUGCGAAGUCACGUGCGUGCAAGUAUCCUUCGAUCAGGAACUCUGUUCACCCAAGAUCCUCGUCACUGACUCCAACACCGGCGAGAUACUGGCCGACAUGCUUAUACACACUGACACUGAAUUCCAGCUUUCCGAGGACAGUUGCACCUGGACAGGAUUAGAUUAUACAAACAAUGCAUCAGCUGAAAAGACACUCACUAUUACAUUUGCCGACAGCAAUACUGCUCUGGAGUUCUAUGAUAGUUGUGAGACAAGCAAAGCGGCAACAUAUGCAUCAACAGAUUCUGAAUCGUAAAUAUAUUGUAGGAAAAUAAAAUUUAGUUGGCUUGUGUUUGACUUAGUUCAUAAGUGUGUAGUAUUGUUUUUUAUCUAUACUAAAGUCUCAUAGACUUUAAUAUUAAUUAGAAUAGAAUUUUCUUUACCUUAUUGUCAUUGAGAUCUCUAAAAGAUUAAAUUCUGAAAGAUAUAAAUAAAUCUUAAAACUAUUUUGUGUGGAAAAAAGGUGGUCUGGUCUGAAUUCAUUUAAAGAAAAACAAUUUCCUUAAUUGCUCUAUUAUAUAUACAAAUACAUAACGUCACUGAUACUCAAAAAAAUUUAGUUGCCCAAUUGGUUUUCUAACUACAAUCUUUUUUCUACAUUUAAAAAAAAAUCAUUAUUUGAUUAUUUGUAUUGAAAGUGGAGGCUGCUGACUUUUUUGCAUUGAAAAUUAUUCCCAUUAUAAAUAAAUAAAUUGUAAUAUAUUUUUAAAUGGUACAAACAAUAUUUUCAUAGGUGUUGUUUCUAUAUGUAGCAACAAAAACAAAAAUUAUUUUCUUAAAAAUUUAUAAUAUAUAACACUUCUAAUUUUUAAACAGGUGCAGCCUCUACUUUUAAUAAAAACGUUUUGUAGACUGUAUCUUUAGCUGAAGAGAAUAUUGCUUAAAGAGACCUGAUCAAUAUAUUUUUUUCCUUUAAAAGGAACAUUUAGGAGUGCUUAUGUAAUUAUUAAAUAGUUUUUUUUUAUUAUUUUUAUUAUUAAAUUGAUCAGGUCUUUUUAUAAUUGCAUUAAAACAUCAAAUUCUAAUAAUGGUACAGAAUUUACAAUUGGCGGCAUUAUCGAUUACGUAUAUUCGAUUAUUAGAAUUAGCGAUAUUAAAAUGACGCUCUAAAUUGGUGAAUUCAGUAUCAUUAAAGAUUGAAAUGAGAAUCGGAUUCAAUAAUUAAAUAAUUUGGAGCCGAAAUAAGGUUUAACUAUUAACGAAACAUAAUGAAAUGAUUGAUUGUAAUCAAAUUCCUUUUCUCAUUUGAAUAUGACAUCGUGAUCUAUAUUAUUACUUGAAAUAAAUCCUUAAA
Messenger RNA from Vanessa atalanta (red admiral), 9884 nucleotides. RefSeq names its product E3 SUMO-protein ligase RanBP2. The transcript has 12 exons. Lineage: Eukaryota; Metazoa; Arthropoda; Insecta; Lepidoptera; Nymphalidae. Gene Ontology annotation, molecular function: protein binding; GTPase activator activity. The record is from RefSeq and is a predicted model, not a curated record. Gene Ontology annotation, cellular component: nuclear pore; cytoplasm. Bases 141 to 8846 code for a protein of 2901 amino acids. Gene Ontology annotation, biological process: intracellular transport.